Molecule: messenger RNA, 3005 nt
Organism: Puntigrus tetrazona (Sumatra barb)
Lineage: Eukaryota; Metazoa; Chordata; Actinopteri; Cypriniformes; Cyprinidae
Gene: vgll4a
Product: vestigial-like family member 4a
Exons: 5
Coding region: 519-1265 (248 amino acids)
Biological process (GO): negative regulation of DNA-templated transcription
Molecular function (GO): transcription coactivator binding
Source: RefSeq, a predicted model, not a curated record
AUUUCACAUGUAAAUACACGAACCACGCUUUGUUAAAAAUGCAAUGUAAUAAGUAAAUAUUGCUUGUUUGGAAACUCAAACGCUCGACUUUUCAGUUGAAUUUUUUUCAUGCGGAAACACACGGACUCCUGCCGAGCAGCGUUAGCAUUGUACUAUUUUUAUUAUUAUUUUUUUUUUACAAUCGUAAAAGCUACUCGUCACCUGCUUACCUACUUUAUUUACCAUUAAUAUAAAAAAGAGGUCGUGCUUGACGAGUUUGAUUCAGUAUUUUGGAUUUAAGUCACUAAACUAAACUUUAGACGGACAUACUAGCAUCUUGCAGCCCGAGCUAAUAGCUAAAAUAGCCCAGUAGGCUAAAAACAACGCACACGUUUUAGAUUUUUAUUUUAAAAUUUUGCUCAGUUGUUGUAAUGUUGCUUUUGUUUUCCCAUCUGAAAGACCAUAUUCUUUACCGUUACUAACAGCCGAGCUGUUCGAUUAGAUUUAUGCCUUAAAUAACUUUAAAUGUUUAUGUUAACAUGGAUAUCUUGGUUAAUAAUUUCAUCAAUAAAAUGAACGAAAACAUCAGCAGGCUGCAUUGUAAUACAUAUGAGGAUGAUUCAAGAGCAUCUAGUCUUCCUGUGCAUAACUCAGGAUGUACACCCAUGAGCCCAACCAAGAGAAAACACCACGAAAACUCUCUGAAUCAUCAAAAAGCCUCUGAUGCAGAACAGAUGAACAAAAUGAGAUGCUUAUUAGGAUCACACCUGAGAAAUUCUAUUGGAGACACUGGAAAUCAGGAGCUAUGGAAUUAUAGUCACACAUCUCUGAGUGGUCUUCAUAACCAUCACGUAUUUGCACCUUUCCCUAUUUUUGCGGUGGAUGAACCCCUUGAGAUGGCCAAACACAGCUUGGAUUCUACUAGGAGCAUGCUUCUAGCUCCUGAAUGCAACACAAGUCUCCAGCAGAAUCGUCCAUCUGUAAUCACCUGUGCUCCGGCCAGCAACCGUCCUUGCAGUCUUUCCAGCUGCCACAAGUCCCCUAACAGCUGCACAACUGGAUCCACUAACAAGACCGCAGCAAACACUGUGUGUGAUGACCCUGUGAUUGAGGAGCAUUUCCGCCGCAGUCUUGGGAAGAUCUACAAAGAGCCAGCGCCUGUCUCUAACUCAGUGAGCAUCACGGGCUCAGUUGAUGACCAUUUCACUAAAGCGCUGGGGGAUGCCUGGUUACAGAUCAAAGCCAAAGGCAAUGGUGGUGCAACGCCAAAUCAUGAGAGUCAAUGAUAAACUAAACCACAGACAUUAAAACUGUGAGGUUAGUUCACUAGAGAAGUGUGCUUAAGACCAGAUCCAUUUAGCAUUGGAAAAAGCAUAUCAUUUAUACAAUUUCUAUCAAAUCUUUGUGAGUUAAGUUUGAGUUUGUUGACCAGGGGUGGGUGGUAUUGUUGAGAUUUUUGUUUUCCUUCAGUAUAAAGAUGUAUGUCACAACAUUAUUGUAAGUAAAUAGACAGAACAAAGUAAAAAAAAAAAAGUAAAAUAAAAUGAGCGCUGCUUAAAGUUUCUGUGGCAGGUAGCGUUAAAAAAAGUAAAAGUUACGCUAAAGUUCAUUAACACUAAAGACUACAUUUUGACAUGUUAGAUAUGCGUACAAUGCUUUUUUGCGUCUUCGGGUGCACGCUAAAUUGAGUACAAAAUUCUUUUCACAGCCUAUAUAGGUAGAAAUAACACUUUUUUUUAAUUUCAUGAACAUGCUAUUUCUAUUAUUCACAUGUAUACACAGAACCUGAGCUUUUCCCAGUUGGUGUCAUUUUAAUAGUUGGUCUCUUUUUUCGAUUUUCUUUGUUCUUCACUCAGAUUAUCUUUAUUUUUGUCAUUGAUAUGAUCAAGAUAAGCAACUGCUGGAACAGUGUGUUCUAUAUAUAUAUAUAUAUAUAUAUAUAUAUAUAUAUAUAUAUAUAUAUAUAUAAAAUUUCUAACCUGUUUCGUGAGAUGUGUAUGCAGCUGGUUAGGCCUCUGGAAAGGCACUGACACAUGCAGUAUCUGGCUUAAUUGAGUUUUAACUUAACGUUUAACUUUGUACUCUUUUCAUAAUCCGCUACAACACAUUUUUCUGUAAUGAUCAAUACAACUAAAUCAGUAAGUGUUAACACCGCUGUGGGAGUUACCGUAAAUCUGUCUCUUUCGUGAUUUCCAUAAUCCUUCUUUGUAAUCCACUUUUAUGGAAAGUAAUCAGAGCGCCAAUAGUGGUCUUUUUGUGUUUGCUGUUGGACACAGCAACAUUAAAUAAUUUGGUAUUGUUUGCCAUGUAGGUUUACCCUAGUAUAGUUUACUACUAUGCUGUGGAAAUGUAAAAAAAGGGUUCAUACGUGAACACUUUCUGAUUUGCAUAUUCUAAUACCAAUUAAUAUAUUUACUUUAAUUGCACAUUGACCUGAACAUGAGUAUCCACUCUUUCUAUGUUCCAGCUUUAUUGCUUUCAGUGAAUUAAUUGUUUGUCUGUUUAUUAUUAUUAUUAAUCGACUAGUAACCAGAAUUAAAUGUAAUCUUUGUGUGUGGUGUCAUAAUGCAGGAUGCACACUAAAUUAUUUAAUUUCUUUAUCUUUCUUUUUUUUUUUUUUCCUUAUUUGUUCAACUUCCAGAAUAUAAAAUAUGACAAUCAUUAUGCUGUGCGUGAUGAAUAUAGUUACUCAUAUGAAACUAUCUGUCAUUAACUAUUGUGCAUGCUCUUCUUUUCUUCGUAAUGUACCUGCUGAAUAUUAAUUUAGAUGUAAUAUGUUGAGCCGUCUAACUAUGCUAAACUGAAAACUGUUUAGUUGUUAAUUGAACAAAGUCUCACGAAUGUCCCGUUUGACAUGGGUAAAGCAUUUCAAAAUAAUGAAAUGAAAGGGCAAUAUAACAAAUUUUGACAUGACAGUGGCUGUGCCGUUAAGUGGUGUACUAAAAAGAAAAACUAUUGAUGUAAUUUGAUAUGUAACUUUAUUUUUUCUUGAAUUACUAUUUAUAUAUAUAUAUAUAUAUAUAUAU